AUGACCAUGCCGUCUCAAUCCUCCCAAUCCUCCCAACAUCAAGGCCACCAUCACCUGCAACAAGGUCGAACGAGCCUCGAUCGCGAUGGAAACGCCCUGCACCUUCCCAACGGCGGUGCCGCACGCAACGUCACCGCCUCGUCGAGCUCCUUCACCCCCAGGGGCAGCAGCCUCAACCCCAUCGUUGGUCCCGGCAGCUUCAGCUCGGAGCUGCGGAGCCAGAUGCUGUCGGGCCGCACGGCAAGUCGUGCUGACGUAGGCUCCGUCUACCCCAGCAGCGUCGCGGACAAGUUUGAAUCGGAGGAUACGAAUGCCGCCGCCGAGCAGGCACUCUCCGUCCUCAAGGACAGACUGAACCGGGAGCUCAAGAUCAAGGAAGGUAGUGAGAACAUGCUCGAGGCGCUGAACAUUAAGAAAGCGAAGCAGACCAAAGAGCAGCGGCAGAGAGUCGAGGCCGAGCUCAGCGCCAGCAAUUCGAGGAUCAAGGAGCUGCGACAGAAAAUAGCAGACGCCCAACGGCCGCGGCCGGUACUGCCGACGACGCCGACGAGGAAUCGGACGCAGCAGGAGAGCACCUUCCACGCUUUGAGCCUGCGCUCGCCACCGAGCAUCGCAAGAUCGGCCCUUGGCUCCGAUGUCGAGGAGUUGCUUGAGAGCCCGACCUUUACCGUGGCGGAGCUUCUCCAGGCGCUCGAAGUCGAGGGCAUGGCACCGGAGCAUUAUGUCAGCCGUGCCAAUCAGCUGGUCGAUCUUUUCAAGCGGCACCCGACCAUCAAGUAUGAUCUCGUCUGGUCCGUCUUCGGCCUGAGGAUGCAGAUGAUGCUCCUGAGCGAAAGCCGCGAGGUCGCCGCCGCCGGCUACCGGGCAACCCGCUACGCCAUCACGGAUGUGGCUUCCCUUCAAAAAAUUCGUAGCCUCAACACGGAUUAUCUGGUCAUACGGUCGUUGAACAACUAUCGGAAAGCCGACGUCGAGCGAGAGCAAUCUCUCAAGUUUGUGCGAGCCUUUCUCGACGUCAAGGGCGGAGUCAAGGAAAUCUCACGAGCCGUCGUGCGCACCCUCGUCGCCGUUGCGGAACAAGGAGAGGAACGUCGGCCUGGCGUCCAGGCUGCCGACCAGAACAUCGACCGGUUACGGCCCAUCUGUAUCGAGACCUUGGCCGAGAUCAUGGUGCGGGAUCCGGCCCUCCUUGUGGCCUCUGGUGGCCUCGGACCGCUCUCCGAGGCCUUGUCGGAGGGGACCUACAAGGCCCCGGAGAGUCUCAUGGCCGCUUUCCUUUUUCUUUUCGACACGCCACAGCGACGAAAGUACAUCCACCCGGGAUACGGCCUGGAUACCGUCUUCACCGCCUUCACAGACCAGCUGGCCGCCACGGAGAGCAUCCUGAAGCAGAGUUCCCGGGCUGUCUCCGCGGCCAUGAGAUCAUGGUCUGGCCUGAUGUCUCUCUGCAUGUACGACUUCCGACCGAUCAGGUCGCUCAUCUCGAGCCUGCUCUUUCCGAAUCCUGCCAUCCGGGAGACCGUCCUGGACCUCCUUUUCUCCCUGCUGCGCAUCAAACCCCCCGCGUGGGCCACGUCGUUUCUGGCCGGCCGGAGACUGACAACCUACGGAAGGGUCGCCAACAUGAAGACUGCCAGCCUUCGGGAGCAGAGCGCGAUGCUGCACCUCGAAGAGGACAACAGCGAGCAGAACUUUGUCGAUCAUUAUACCGCCCUGCUCCUCGCAACCUUUAUCAAGACUGGCCUGCUGCAGAGCUUGUUGCUGAUUGCCCAGUCCGAGGAGGACCCGAUGCUGAAGCGCAAGACCACGCUGCUGAUCGGGGAAGUUCUCAAGCUGGCCAGUCGCCUUCUUCCUCCCUCGUGGAGCGCCGAGCUUCAGCUUCUGCCCGAUCUUUUCUCGGCGGCGACCGAGUUCGGGAACGAAACUCAUUUUGUCGCCUCGGGCAUCGUCUACCAGAUCAGCAGUGUCAGCAGAACGCUUUACAAGAGCGCGCCGUCCGAAUCCAUGGCCGACGCGCUGCCCUCGAGCGACAGCAUGCAGAACAUGGGCGUGACGGAGGAUCACCCCAAAGCCAACGCCGCCAUCGUGUUCGACGAUGCGACAUUUCGCCAGUUCGUCAUCGACACGGGCGUCUUGAAUAGCUCCAAUUACCUAAAGUGGAACUGGGACGUCAUCAUGAAGGUCAUCGAAGGGCCGCUGCAAAUCGGAAAACGGCUGGACGAAGCGGUCAAAGCGUCCAAGUUCAUGAAGAGGAUCAUGAGCUUCUACCGGCCCUUCAAGUACAAGUUUGCGGAUAUCAAGAACACGAGGAACACGCAGAAAUAUGUCAAGGCAGGGUGCGCGCUGGUGCAUUCCCUGCUGAUGACACCCGAAGGCGUCAAGUUCCUUGCCGACAGCAAGCUGCUGAGACAGAUCGCCGAGUGUCUGGCUCAAUGUGACCCGACGAGCGGCCUUACCGCCCAGUACCCAAUGUUCGCGAGAGAUCGUCUCACGGACACGCUGUGUUGCGGCUAUUUCUCCAUGCUCGGCGUCCUCAGCACAGAUCCCAAGGGACUUCUCCUGCUGGAGCGUUGGAGGAUGUUCAACAUGAUGUACCACAUCGUCGACCUGAAACAACGACCGGAUCUCAUCAAGAUGCUGCUGUCCAACUUUGACUACAGUCUCCAGGGUCAUCCCCGGGUCCUGCUGUCCAAGGCCCUGACGGCGGGCACAAAGGACAUCCGCAUACACGCGACGAACACGCUUCGCAAAUGCACCAUGCGGCCGGUGUCCUCGUUGAAGGAGCACAACAGCGCCAGCGAUUCCAAGUGGGCGAUUCAGCUCCUCGUCACGCAAUUGUACGACCCCGAGAUCGAGGUGUGCUCGACGGCCGUCAAGAUCCUGGAGAACGCGUGCAACAGGAAGACGUAUCUGGAAUACAUCGUUGAAUGCCGGCCGGCCUUGGACCACCUAGGCGAAAUUGGAGCGCCUCUACUUCUGCGAUUCCUGUCCACGUCGAUUGGAUACCACUACCUGGACGGGUUGGAUUACAUCAGCAACGAGAUGGACGAUUGGUUCCUCGGGCGCAACGAUUCCUACGUGAGCGUCAUCGAAGCCAGCUUGGCUAGGGCGUUCCUCGCCGAGACGGACGAUCACGGCCAUCGCAUGAGCUUGUUCGACGAAGCCUCGGUGGACGCCGACUUUCACGACAGCCACGUGCCACCACACUUUUACAGAGAGCUGACUCGCACUCGCGAGGGCUGCAGGCUCCUGAGCGACAAGGGACACUUUGAGGAGUUCGUGUCGACCAUUCGCGAUCAGGGCAUGCAGACGGACGACGGCGAGAUCCUGACCAAGGUCAAGGGUUGUCUGUGGGCCGUCGGAAACGUUGGCUCCAUGGAGCUCGGCGCGCCCUUCCUGGAGGCGAGCGACGUUGUUGAAAGGAUCAUUCGAAUUGCGGAAUCGCACGAGGUGAUGAGCAUGCGCGGCACCGCAUUCUUCGUUCUCGGGCUCAUCUCGCGCUCCUCACACGGAUUGGAGAUGGUCUCCGAGCACGGCUGGGAUGCGAACACGACGUCGACGGGCACCUCGUUGGGCUUUUGCAUCCCCAACGACCUCGGCCGGCUGUUCUCGCUGAAGCCGUGGAGGCACGUCAACGGAGGGUCGAUCAAGCUGCACGACACCCAGUGCACCAUCCAGAAGCAGCCUCGCGCUCGACAGGCGCGGCCGCCGCUCGAGUCAUCGGAUCUGCCGCCCCUCCUCAGCGACCGCGACGUCAACGCGAGGAUCCUGGAGCUCAUUGUCGACCUCGGCAACAUGGUCUUGUACAAGAAGGCGCUCGGCGAGCUGCAGAAGCUGAAGCAGCGCAAACCCAACGCAUUCCGAAGCACCGACUUUUUCAAGCAAGUCAUGGGCCUCAUGGAGUGGAACCACUACAGGCUCGGCGUGCGUAGGCUGGUGAUCGAUCUAUUUGAGAAGAACGUGAUGCGACGGAUCGUCUUUGGCGAGGAUGAGAGCGACGGCGGCGACGACGAGAGCAGCCAGACUGGCGAGAACAGCGGCGACGAUAGGACAGAGAGGCAGAGGAGCGUCAGCGAGCCGGUGGAGAUGACUUUGGAACUGGCGCCAGCUCCGCUCCAAGUGCGACGCGAACAGGCUCGAGCCGGCCAAGGAUGCCGCCCAAUGACGGACGAUGCGACGAGGGCGGAGGGCAGCGUCCCAAUCGGCCCAAACAAUCGCAAUUAG
This is a messenger RNA of Drechmeria coniospora, 4224 nucleotides long. Its product is annotated as cytosolic regulator Pianissimo. The record is from RefSeq and is a predicted model, not a curated record. Gene Ontology annotation, cellular component: TORC2 complex. Lineage: Eukaryota; Fungi; Ascomycota; Sordariomycetes; Hypocreales; Ophiocordycipitaceae. The coding region runs from base 1 to 4224 and encodes 1407 amino acids. The transcript is spliced from 3 exons. Gene Ontology annotation, biological process: TORC2 signaling.